Messenger RNA from Drosophila nasuta, 1525 nucleotides. RefSeq lists its product as uncharacterized. The transcript is spliced from 2 exons. Gene Ontology annotation, cellular component: mitochondrial inner membrane; nucleus. Gene Ontology annotation, molecular function: single-stranded DNA endonuclease activity; metal ion binding; nucleic acid binding. Lineage: Eukaryota; Metazoa; Arthropoda; Insecta; Diptera; Drosophilidae. The coding region runs from base 41 to 1471 and encodes 476 amino acids. Gene Ontology annotation, biological process: apoptotic DNA fragmentation. The record is from RefSeq and is a predicted model, not a curated record.
ACCGCGCGUGGCACUUCGGGAGAACGAUUCACAGCCGAUUAUGCAAAAGCUUUUGUUCACUUUACUGUUGAUCGUGACCGCGAUUGAGAAUGAGGCGCGAGAAGCAAUUAGACCACCACCUGAAGUAGGUCAAAUAAUCAAAGAUCUUGAGGAAGUGCAUAUUGAUGAUUCGAUUGAGCGAGGGGCCCCCUGCAUGCUGGACAUCCAGAAAGAUUUGCCGUCAGGGAAACGAGCGCAGCCACUUUACCUGCAUCCGCACACGGACAGCUAUUGGCUGCCUAAUGGAGAUGGUCAGUUGGUGGUGCCACGCGGUGCCAGCAUUGAGCUGUAUUGCGACUCCUCAUUUGCGAAUAUGGACAGUCAGGAAGAGACCGUCUCCAUUCAUGCCCGCUGCCUGCACGACACAACCUUUGAGUGGACAGGCGGAAAGCAAGAGCUGCAGGAUUUCUACUGCACACAGCAGCUUAAAUAUGUCGUGGAACGUUUGGAGCAGCAGCCAUGUGGCGAUGGGAAUAUGACAUCAGCGGCACGCAUUUACCGUGUGGGCUACAAUGUGAGCGGAGGGAGAUUUGUGCGCACCCUGGAGCUGUGUCACGAUGCCGAGCAGCUGCGAACCGAGUAUGUGUACUAUCAGUUGCUGCCGGCAAGCGUGCACUUUCAGCGACACGUGAAGCGCCCACAGUUCAGCUCCGCCGGCCACUUUUGUGGCUUCGACAUGCAGCGCCUCUACUCACAGGCGCAUCAGCAAAAGCGGGCCAAGCAACUGCUGCAGCAGGCGGCCCCAUCUGAUGGUGUUGAUGUUGGCGUUGGUGUUGGUCUUGGUGUGGACAUGAAGUCCACGCUGUUUGAUACGAAGGACCUUUUUCUUGCUCGCGGACAUUUGGCCGCCAAGGCUGAUCUGAUUUAUGCCACCCAACAACGCAGCACUUUCAACUAUCUGAAUGUGGCACCCCAGUGGCAGACACUCAAUGCUGGCCACUGGGCUGUUGUUGAGGAGGCCACCCGACGUUUUGCUGCACGCGAGAAGCUCUCGCUGAGCAUAUAUACGGGCACCUAUGGCGUCAUGCCACUGCCGAACGCUACUCAGACGAGCUUCUAUCUGGCCAACGAUGCCAAUAACAAUCACGUUUUGCCUGUGCCCCUUCUCUUCUAUCGCCUGGUCAUCGACAAUGAUAGGCCAUGGUCUGGCCUAGCCAUCGUGGGUGUCAACAAUCCCCAUGCCACCUGGCCCGAGAUUUGGAAGUCAUAUAUGAUUUGUGAGACCAGAAUACCGCCAAGGUAUGUGCCCUGGUUACGCUCGCUGCAGCAGAAGAACUUGAAAAAGGGAUAUCUCUAUGCCUGCACCGUUGCGGAUGUGGCCAGAGCGGUGGGACACUUGCCACCCCAUCUUCUAGAGGUACACGAGCCUCUUUUAGGGGAAGACUUGAAAGAUCAUGAGUUAAGCGAAGAUGACAUCAUUGACUCCGACUAACUUUAAAGGGAAUAUCAUUCUGUAGAAUUUUAACUUAUUUACUUUUAAUCCCAU